UAGGUGGCACGUGAAACAAGGAGACGGAGUGGUGAGCGCGGAAGAUGGCUUCCGCCAUGUCGCGGGGAGCGGAGCUGUGGAGCUUUUGGACUUUUAUCUCCUUCUUCUUCUUGUCGGCUGUCGCGCUGCUCAACUUAGAGGAGCUAAAUGAGAUGAAAUACGGCAUCGAGAUCCUACCGGACCCUGUUAUCCGAGGCCAGGCGCUGUCUGAAGAUGUGUUGGUUGUGUCCUCAAAGUACAAGCAGCUGUAUGAAUGCAAGCUGCCUGCCCAGGCAAAGAAGUUUCAGCAGGACUCGUCUACAGAGGAGGACUCCGAUGGCUACACGGGCCUGGAGAUAUCCGAGCUACUGAAGCCCAUGGAUGGCGCACCCUGUCUGUUUAAGACCAAAGAUUGGUGGACAUAUGAGUUCUGCUAUGGACAGUUCAUCAGACAGUAUCACAUGCAAGAUUCAGAAAUUAAAGGGGAUAUCAUCUACCUCGGCUAUUACGGGUCAGAGUUUGACUGGAACAAUGAAACAGCAAAGGCCUCCAAGCAACACCGACUCAAGCGCUAUCAUAGCCAAACCUAUGUCAACGGAUCAAAGUGCGACCUGAAUGGAAAGCCAAGGGAGACUGAAGUGAGAUUUCUUUGUGAAGAAGGUUCAGGUGACUACAUUGCUCGCGUGGAUGAGCCCCAGUCCUGCAGCUAUGUCUUGACCAUUCACACAACACGGACUUGCCACCAUCCGUUCCUGCGGCCACCGUCUUCCAUCAAGCCGCAGCAUAUUACCUGUCAGCCUGCCUUGAGCCCGGAACACUAUGUGGAGUAUGUCAAGGCCCAUGUCUCCGACACGAAACGAAAAGUGGAGCGCAUCUCCAAGGAACUUGAAAACUUAGAUGAGAUCCUAAGCAAAGACGUAAAUGGUAAGGAGGAGCAGCAGCAGGAGGAAGAGGAGGAGGUGGUAGUGGAUGAGGAUAUGGAGGAAGCCUUGCGCACCAUGGAGGAUGGAGAGGCGCCCCACAUAAUGGGCACAGACCAGCCAGAGGACUCGUCCAGUGAGUUCUGGGACCAGAUUAAUAGAGCCGACAGCCUGGAAUUGGAUGGAAGUGAACAGGAGGAAGAGCCUUCUGUGUCUGAAGCAGAAGCCAUAGAAGAGGAGGAGGACUUUGUGGAUCAGGGAUUUGAGAAUCACCGGUUUAAAUUUAAAAUUAUAAAGAAUCCCACUGAUCUAAUGAAGCUCAUACAACAGUUGAAGAAGACUGCAAACAAGCUGACAGUGGAGAAUUCGGAAGGAGACGCAAGUUCACCGCCAGAGGAUGGGAAAAGGGAAGACAUCACAGAAGAAACAUCUGAGAAUGAUGUUAAUGGGAAAGAUGGAUCAGAGGACUCCUUGAAUGGAGUACAGCAUGAAGGAGAUCUAAAGGAAGAUGUGCGGAGAGCAUUAGACAGCAGUCAGAAAGAGGAAGCUGAAGGACUGAAGGGAGAGUUUGAUCGGAAGCAGGCCAGCAAGACCCUGAAUACCCCGGCAGACAAGGUGGAGGGCACCGGUGAUGAACAGCAUGAAGAAGAUGCUGUAGACGUGAGCAGGGCCAGUGCCAGUCAGGCACCUCGACAGCCUGAUGAUGCUGUUGAGCAGCAGCAGCAGCAGCAGGAGGAGGAGGAGGAGGAAGGCCAAAUAAAAAUCAGAAUUACUAAAUUUAAACCAGGCAGCAGCUCAGCUUUGAAAGAUGUGAAGGUGCAGGAGAUGAGCGAUGCUGACCCCCGGAUACAGCAAAUCCGAGACGUGGUGAAAGGGCAGCUAGAGAAAGCCGGCCUGAAGGCGGAAGGUAAAAUCGAGGUGAAAAUCCUGAGCCGAGGAGGUGCAGAUGAUGACGAUGUGCACUGGCUGACCGAGGAAGACACAAAGUCAUUUCGGGAGCUACUCAUCAAUCUGCUGACGAGUGGCACAGAGGAGGUUUACAAAGAGCAGCAGAGGCAGCAGGAGCUGGAGAACAACUACCAGUUCGUGUGGGGAGAGAAGGCGCAGGAGGAGGCGACGACGGGAGCGCCGAGUAGCACGGACCCCGAUGACGUGGACUUCUGAGACCCCGAGCUGGUGCGGCGGUGCGCUUUUGUAUUUUUUUUGUUUGGUUUUUUUCCUCUUUUUUUAAAAUAAACGUUUCAGAUGCGUCUGCGGAAGAGGCCUGCUGCCAAUCUGCGGCCGCCUUCCAGCUCCCGAGGAGGUCUUACACUGGAGACGUGAGCAGACGACGCCGAGCCACCGCCACGUGAACCGAAUGUCGACAAUAUUUGCACUUGUUGUGAUUUCCGGAGGGGGGCCAGCGGCAGAAAUUUAAGGAGAAAUUUAGGAAGCAGCCUCUUGGAGAACACAGUUGUCUGUGAUGAAUUGAUUUGCCCGAGCGGGCAGACCUGCCAUGCCAAUCACUCAGCCCGUGGCCUCAGUCAUCGGAUACCCUUUGGCUGCUGUGGUCGACUGGCAUCUGAGCCAACUCUUGAAACUCUUCUGCUCGUGGUGAAGGAUCCCCGUUGCCGCUCUGUAAAGGUUUGUGAAUGUUUGUGCGGCGCCGUGGACUUGUGUACGUAUACCACCAUGCCAGGAUGGACACUUCUGCCUCCUCUUCCUCUCGCCAGUAGCCUGUGUGCUAACCGAGUCAUAAAUUUGUUAUUUAAACAGAGAUGACGGGGAGGGCGUCUCUAAUAUUUGUCCCCGUCUUCUUCAGUGCACAGUUUGGGCUGAGGUGCCGCCUGGACUUGGGCUUACCCCCAAAAAGAAGCAGCGUUGGCACACUUGGCGAGGGCGGUGGCACCGCUUUCAGACUUUCCCGCUAAGUGAAGCUCUUUCACAUAGAAACCCUCUUCAGCAAAAAAAAAAAAAAAGUGUUGUGUGGAAUAAAUGAUGGCGAGGCCUUGGCACUGAUUAAAUGGGUCACAUGCCGCCCUUCUAGUC
Erpetoichthys calabaricus (reedfish) is the source of this 2927-nucleotide messenger RNA. It is a transcript of the gene os9, whose product is annotated as OS9 endoplasmic reticulum lectin. Gene Ontology annotation, cellular component: endoplasmic reticulum lumen. Gene Ontology annotation, biological process: endoplasmic reticulum unfolded protein response; retrograde protein transport, ER to cytosol. The record is from RefSeq and is a predicted model, not a curated record. Lineage: Eukaryota; Metazoa; Chordata; Cladistia; Polypteriformes; Polypteridae. The coding region runs from base 45 to 2063 and encodes 672 amino acids. The transcript is spliced from 15 exons.